Messenger RNA from Toxorhynchites rutilus septentrionalis, 1663 nucleotides. Its product is annotated as zinc finger protein 260-like. Gene Ontology annotation, cellular component: nucleus. The transcript is spliced from 12 exons. The coding region runs from base 138 to 1481 and encodes 447 amino acids. The record is from RefSeq and is a predicted model, not a curated record. Gene Ontology annotation, molecular function: DNA-binding transcription factor activity, RNA polymerase II-specific; RNA polymerase II transcription regulatory region sequence-specific DNA binding. Lineage: Eukaryota; Metazoa; Arthropoda; Insecta; Diptera; Culicidae. Gene Ontology annotation, biological process: regulation of transcription by RNA polymerase II.
UUGACAUUUGCGGUGGCAGCUGCCCAUAGUUUGUUGUGAAACACAGAAUUUUAAGGUUUCUGCUUUUUGAUUUUAUAAUUCGACAGUUCCAACUAUCGUAUUUAUUCGGAUAGAUACAAUUCCGCUGCAGAAGAGAGAUGGCGAUUGUUAGCAACAAUUUAGACCAUUGCAGCUUUUGCUCUGAAAUAUGCAAUGAAAAUUUUCGUCACGUGUUGAUCCCCGCUCACGGUCAAGAUCAGAAGCUAAAAACUGUCCUGCAGAAGUUGAGCGGUUUCACUUCCCAGCUGAGCAGUUAUCCUACGUGCGACAAAUGUCGCCAAGAAUUCAUAAGCCUGCACAGUAUUCCCGAAAGCUGCUUCCAAAUUUUGCCCAACGCUGAACCGAAUGACAUCAAGAUGGAACCAGAGUUAAUGAUUGAUGACCACGAGUUGUCGGAUAAUGAUAACAUUCCUGAGACAGACCCAACAACGAUCUUAAGGUCAAUCGAGCAGGAAGCCGAAAUGCAAAUCAAGGGAGAAAACGGAGCGGUAUUCUUUAUAAACGAAAUGGACGAAGAAGAGGACAAUGCAUCAAUCAAUUGUAAUAAAGACCCCAUACUGUUACACGCGGGAGAGAAAUCGUUCAAUUGUAGAAAGUGUGACAAAACAUUUCGCUCAAAAUACGAACUCCAAGUGCACGCUCGAACUCAUACGGGUGAACGUCUUUAUUCUUGUCCACAUUGCCCAAAAGCGUUCAAAUAUCGUUCAACACUCCAAAUUCACACUCGAGUUCAUUCGGAUGAACGUCCCUACUCUUGUCCAAAUUGCCCAAAAUCGUUUAAGGAUACUACAACGCUUAAAGGGCACAUCCGAACUCAUAUUGAUAAAUUUCACUAUUCUUGUCAGCAUUGUCCGAAGAUGUUCAGGCGACAAAAAACGCUCAAACUGCACACUGUAACUCAUACGGGCGAACGUUCCUUUUCUUGUCCCCAGUGCCCGAAAGCGUUUAAGAGGUCUUCAGGACUAAAAGAACACAUCCGGUCUCAUACGGGUGAACGUCCCUAUUCUUGUCCACACUGUCCGAAAGCGUAUAAGAUUUCUACGGCACUCCAAGAGCACAUUCGAACUCAUACGGGUGAGCGUCCCUAUUCUUGUCCACAUUGCCCAAAUGCAUUUAGGAGUAAUGCAGCGCUGAAACAGCACAUUCGAAUUCAUACUGGUGAACGUCCUUAUUCUUGUCCACAUUGUCCAAAAGCGUACAAGGAUUAUGCAACUCACCAAAUUCACAUUCGAACUCACACGGGUGAACGUCCCUUUACUUGUCCUCACUGUCCAAAAGCAUUCAAUAGUCUUCCAUCGCGCCAAAUUCACAUUCUAACUCACACGGGUGAACGUCCCUAUUCUUGUCCACAUUGUUCGAAAGCGUUUAGGCAUUCUAGUACACUUCGUCGGCAUGUUUAUAAGAACCAUUCGCUUGCGAGUAUUGUUAAUGAUUCAAACUAGCACAACCAGUUCGAUGAAAAUACAGGUGGCUCGGACCAAAGAACAUCAUUGACCGUUAUGAACGAAGUUACUGAAUGUUGAGGAUUUUUUUGUCACUGGAAGCUGUUGACAGAUAAUUAUUGAGCUUGCUCCUAAGCAAAACUUUUCAAGAAUUUCCAAAAUAAUAUACAAAAAAAUCCGUG